Cydia pomonella (codling moth) is the source of this 12879-nucleotide messenger RNA. It is a transcript of the gene ACC, whose product is annotated as acetyl-CoA carboxylase. The record is from RefSeq and is a predicted model, not a curated record. Gene Ontology annotation, biological process: fatty acid biosynthetic process. Lineage: Eukaryota; Metazoa; Arthropoda; Insecta; Lepidoptera; Tortricidae. Gene Ontology annotation, molecular function: ATP binding; acetyl-CoA carboxylase activity; metal ion binding.
UUGGCUGUACAACGCGUGAUUACUCAAAGCAUUUUCUUAAUGGUCCCGUGAAUCGAGCAUGUAGUGGCUUAUUAACGGGACAAAUUGUAAAGGCGCGUAAUUGCAACUAUAAAAUUCAAUAUCAACAACUACUUCACUUUGUAAGGUUCUUCAGCGCUGUAUUGAAUUCCUAUUCUAAAUUUGAUUGUAUGCCUGUUUGGCGCGCGGGAACAGUCGCAUGUCAAUUGUUGGCGGGAAUACGUUGUUUUUUUUAUUUUCUUUUUACGAGUGAUAGUGAUGUGAUGUGCUGUUCGGAUUUUUGAUGUUAACGAUUGCGUUCUUCAUAGUAACCGUUGUUUUUGGUUAUUAUUUACGAAAUUUUUUGAAUAAACCAACGGAUUUGGUUGAAAGUCAGAAGAUGAGCGAUCAGGAGCAGGCUAGGUGCUCUUCGAGCGAGAGCGACAAUUUUGAGAAGAUCGACUCCGAAGACUUGCCUGAACAGAAUGGCAAGCCAGGGUUCACCGUGGGCGAGGACGAGGACGAGGGCCCGGCGAACGAAGGGGGAGACUUCUUCCCCAACGCACCCCCUCCUAAUCUGAAACCCAAGCUGACCUUAGCCCAGCAGCUCGCGUUGGCAGAGAAGAGAAGUAAACUCAAGCCGUCUAUGUCCCAGGGCACGGUGAUCCACAGCCAGAGGUUCCAGGAGAAGGACUUCACUGUCGCCACUCCGGAGGAGUUUGUCAAGCGGUUCCAGGGCACCCGGGCUAUUAAUAAGGUCCUCAUAGCGAACAACGGAAUUGGCGCUGUGAAAUGUAUGCGCUCGAUCCGAAGAUGGUCGUACGAGAUGUUCAAGAACGAACGCGCUGUGCGCUUCGUCGUUAUGGUGACCCCAGAAGACUUGAAAGCGAAUGCAGAAUACAUCAAAAUGGCGGACCAUUACGUACCCGUGCGGGGCACGAACAACAACAACUACGCCAACGUUGAACUCAUCGUCGAUAUAGCUAUCAGGACUCAAGUGCAGGCUGUAUGGGCGGGCUGGGGCCACGCCUCGGAGAACCCCAAACUACCCGAAAUGUUGCAUCGCGCCGGCGUCGUGUUUAUAGGUCCACCAGAAAAAGCUAUGUGGGCCUUAGGAGACAAAAUCGCAUCGUCUAUAGUGGCUCAGACGGCAGAUAUUCCGACGUUGCCUUGGAGCGGUAGCGACCUUAAAGCGGAAUACAACAGCAAAAAGAUCAAGAUCUCAUCAGAACUGUUUGCUCGCGGCUGCGUCACGUCCUCGGAGCAAGGUCUCGCCGCCGCGCACAAGAUCGGCUUCCCCGUCAUGAUCAAAGCCUCCGAGGGCGGCGGCGGCAAGGGCAUCAGGAAGGUGGAGAACACCGAUGACUUCCCCACCAUGUUCCGACAGGUGCAAGCCGAGGUGCCCGGUUCCCCGAUCUUCGUGAUGAAGCUCGCCAAAUCGGCCCGCCACUUAGAAGUACAGCUUAUCGCUGAUCAAUACGGUAACGCCAUCUCCCUAUUCGGGCGUGACUGCUCCAUCCAGCGUCGACAUCAGAAGAUCAUCGAGGAAGCUCCCGCCGCCAUUGCUAGACCUGAUGUUUUCAUUGAGAUGGAAAAGGCCGCAGUCCGUCUAGCCAAAAUGGUGGGCUACGUGUCCGCCGGCACCGUGGAGUACCUUUACGAGCCUGCAACCGGACAGUACUACUUCCUGGAGCUCAACCCUCGGCUGCAGGUGGAGCAUCCGUGCACGGAGAUGGUUGCCGAUGUCAACUUGCCCGCUGCACAGUUACAGAUCGCCAUGGGUCUCCCGCUGUACCACAUAAAGGACAUCCGGCUGCUGUACGGCGAGGGCCCGUGGGGGCUGUCGGCCAUCGAGCUGGACGAGCCGGCGCAGCGGCCCUCGCCCUGGGGGCACGUCAUCGCUGCGCGCAUCACUUCCGAGAACCCUGAUGAAGGAUUCAAACCAUCAUCCGGUACGGUGCAAGAGCUCAACUUCCGCUCCUCGAAGAAUGUGUGGGGCUACUUCAGCGUAGCGGCCUCGGGAGGCCUACACGAGUUCGCGGACUCGCAGUUCGGACACUGCUUCUCUUGGGGCGAGACCCGCGAGCAGGCCAGAGAAAACCUAGUAAUAGCUCUAAAAGAGCUCAGCAUCCGAGGUGACUUCAGAACCACCGUCGAGUACCUCAUAACGCUUCUAGAGACACCCGCCUUCCAGAACAACGACAUCGACACCAGCUGGCUGGACGCUCUCAUCGCUGAGAGGGUCCAGUCAGAGAAGCCGGACGUCAUGCUCGGCGUCAUCUGCGGCUCCAUCCUCAUCGCCGACAGCAUCAUCACCACGCACUUCCUGGACUUCAAGAGUGGCCUCGAGAAAGGUCAAAUCCAAGGCUCCAGUCAGCUCUCGAACUGCGUGGAAGUGGAGCUGAUCCACAGCGGCAGCAAGUACCGCGUGCAAGCGUGCAAGUCCGGACCCACGACUUACUUCCUCGCCAUGAACGGGAGCUUCAAGGAGCUGGAGGUCCACAAGCUGACCGACGGCGGCACUUUACUCUCCGUGGACGGUGCAUCAUACACCACCUACCUCAAAGACGAAGUGGACAAGUACCGCAUCGUCAUCGGCAACCAGACCGUUGUCUUCGAGAAGGAAAAGGACCCGUCGAAGCUAAGGUCCCUUUCUGCUGGGAAACUGAUCAAUUGUCUGAUUGAGGAUGGCGGGCAUGUGGAUAAGGGACAGCCUUAUGCUGAGAUUGAGGUGAUGAAGAUGGUUAUGACCCUCUCGGCGCCCGAAGCCGGCAAGAUCACGUGGAACCUCAGGCCUGGCGCUGUGCUAGAGAUGGGCUCUCUCAUAGGAACUCUGGAGCUGGACGACCCAUCAUUAGUCACCACCGCGACGCCCUACAAGGGCCAGUUCACCCACGAAGAGAAUCCUAAUCUAUCCGAGAAGCUCAGCCAGCAACACAACAAAUACCGGGCCAUACUGGAGAAUAUACUUGCGGGUUACUGUUUGCCGGAGCCAUACAACACGCCGCGCUCGCGCGAGGUCGUGGAGAAGUUCAUGCAGAGCCUGAGGGACCCGUCGCUGCCUCUACAAGAGCUGCAGGAGGUUCUAUCCUCAGCAUCAGGUCGAAUCCCUCUCGCAGUGGAAAAGAAAGUCCGCAAGCUCAUGACGCUCUACGAGAGAAACAUCACUAGUGUCCUAGCGCAGUUCCCUAGUCAACAGAUCGCUAGUGUUAUAGACCACCACGCCGCCUCCCUGCCUAAGCGGGCGGACCGAGAUGUAUUCUUCAUGAGCACACAGGCCUUAGUGCUCCUGGUUCAGAGAUACAGGAACGGCAUUCGGGGCAGAAUGAAGGCGGCCGUCUACGACUUAUUGAAGCAAUAUUACCAAGUCGAAAGCAACUUCCAGCUGGGUUCGUACGACAAAUGCGUGAUGGCACUUCGCGACAAACACAAGGACGACAUACAGGCGGUCGCCGACAUCAUAUUCUCACACAACCAGGUCGCUAAGAAGAACCUUCUGGUGACCCUAUUGAUUGACCACCUGUGGUCCAACGAGCCCGGCCUGACGGACGAGCUGGCCGCCAUCUUGAAUGAGCUGACGUCACUGCACCGCGCCGAGCACAGCCGCGUCGCUCUCCGGGCGCGACAAGUACUUAUCGCCGCGCACCAACCGGCGUACGAGCUCCGACACAACCAGAUGGAGUCCAUAUUCCUGUCGGCCGUGGACAUGUACGGACACGACUUCCAUCCGGAGAACCUUCAGAAGCUCAUCCUCUCCGAGACUUCAAUAUUCGACAUACUGCAUGAUUUCUUCUACCACACCAACCAAGCGGUAAUAAACGCCUCCCUGGAAGUGUACGUCCGCCGCGCCUACACCUCGUACGAGAUCCAGUGCCUCCAACACCUGGACCUGUCGGGGGAGCUGAGCGUGGUGCACUUCCAGUUCGUGCUGCCCACCGGACACCCUAACAGAAUUCCGCUGAGCCAAUCAGAAAUCGAGCUGGCAUCCGCCCAGGACGCCGAAGGCAUACCGGCCGAGCUCUGCACCGCCGCUAUGAAGAAAUGCCACCACCGCACUGGGGCGUUGGCGGCGUUCGACUCUUUCGAACAUUUCGCGCAAUAUGCUGACGAGUUACUGGACUUGGUUAAUGACUUCGCGAGUACAGCCAGCGUGAGGAGAGAGGAUUUGCAAGCUUUGCAGGACGGCAGCGAGAGCCGAGGCGACAGUACCAGCAUCAACGUCGGUAUGGACUAUAAGCCCAAUGACACGGAGGAGGCGAAUUUGGAGCCUAUUCACAUUCUAAUGAUCGGAGUCCGAGACAACGGCGAAAGCGAUGACGUGGCAUUAGCGAGGAGAUUCGGAGGCUUCUGCCGCGCUCACCGACAGGAGCUCCACCAGAAGAGGAUCAGGCGUGUCACCUUCAUGUCUCUCAUCAAACGCCAAUUCCCCAAAUUCUUCACCUACCGCGCCCGUAACGACUUCACCGAAGACACGAUCUACCGCCACCUGGAGCCCGCUUCGGCCUUCCAGCUGGAGCUGUACAGGAUGAGGAGCUACGAACUGGAAGCCCUGCCUACCAGCAACCAGAAGAUGCACCUGUACUUGGGAAAAGCCAAGGUUAAGAAGGGACAAGAGGUGACCGAUUACCGCUUCUUCAUCCGCUCCAUCAUCAGACACCAGGACCUCAUCACGAAGGAGGCCAGUUUUGAGUACCUGCAGAACGAGGGAGAAAGAGUGCUGUUAGAGGCCAUGGAUGAGCUGGAGGUAGCUUUCUCGCACCCGCUGGCCAAGAGGACCGACUGCAACCAUAUCUUCCUCAACUUUGGACCCACGGUCAUCAUGGACCCGUCCAAGAUCGAGGAAUCAGUCCUCGGCAUGGUGAUGCGCUACGGACCCCGACUCUGGAAACUCAGGGUUCUGCAGGCGGAAAUCCGUUUCACACUGAGAAUAGGGCCCGGCGCCCCAACAAAGAAUGUGAGGCUGUGCCUGUCCAACGGCUCCGGCUACACCCUGGACGUGUACACUUAUGAGGAGGUCUCGGACCCGAGGACUGGUGUCAUAAUGUUCCAAUCGUUCGGAGCACGCCAGGGCCCCAUGCACGGCCUGCCCAUCUCCACUCCCUACGUCACCAAGGAUUAUCUGCAGCAGAAGAGAUUUUUGGCAACGUCACAAGGCACGACGUACGUGUACGACCUGCCCGACAUGUUCCGACAGGUCGUCGAGAGGAGGUGGCGAGAAUGCAUCGAGGACGGCAGCGUUGAAGGACCGGCACCAGAUAAUGUCAUGGCAGCUGUAGAGCUGGUGGUGGAGCCCGAAGGCGAAAGAAGAGUGGUGGAAGUGACCAGACUGCCUGGGCAAAAUACCGUCGGCAUGGUAGCGUGGCGCUUGACCCUCUUCACGCCGGAGUGUCCCAAGGGUCGUGACAUCAUCGUCAUAGCGAACGACCUGACCUACUACAUGGGUUCCUUCGGACCUCAGGAGGACUGGGUCUACUAUAGGGCUUCGCAGUACGCCAGGGAGCGAAAGAUUCCUAGGCUAUACAUAAGCGUGAAUUCCGGCGCUCGCAUCGGCGUCGCCGAAGAAGUGAAACAAGCAUUCAACGUCGCUUGGAUCGAUGCCGAGAGGCCGGAGCGAGGCUUCAAAUACUUAUACCUGACGCCGGAGGCCUACAGCCGGCUUGGGCCUCUCGGUUCUGUCAAAACGGAACUUAUUGAUGACGAGGGUGAAUCGAGAUAUAAAAUCACUGAUAUUAUUGGCAAAGAAGACGGUCUCGGCGUGGAGUGCCUCCGCGACGCGGGCCUCAUCGCCGGCGAGACGGCGCAGGCCUACGAGGACGUGGUCACCAUCUCCGUCGUCACGUGCCGCGCCAUCGGCAUCGGCGCCUACGUCGUCAGACUCGGCCAUCGAGUCAUCCAAGUAGAGAACUCCUACAUCAUCCUCACUGGCUACGCGGCCUUGAACAAAGUGCUCGGCCGCGCUGUGUACGCCAGCAACAACCAACUCGGAGGGAUACAGAUAAUGCACAACAACGGUGUGACACAUGCCGUCGCACCUACGGAUUUAGAUGCUGUCGCCACUGCGGUUAGGUGGCUGUCGUACGUGCCUAAGGAUAAACUAUCAAUGGUGCCAAUCAUGCGAGUCUCAGACCCGAUCGAGCGGGCCGUGGAAUGGAAGCCUCCUCGCGCAGCGCACGACCCGCGGUUGAUGCUCACUGGCGACGGAGCCCGCGCCGGGUUCUUCGACGUCGGAACCUUCGAUGAGGUCAUGAAGCCGUGGGCGCAGACGGUUAUUGCCGGGCGCGCCCGGCUGGGCGGCAUCCCGGUGGGCGUGGUGGCCGUGGAGACGCGCACGGUGGAGCUCACGCUGCCCGCCGACCCCGCCAACAAGGACUCCGAGUCCAGGACGCUGCAGCAGGCCGGCCAGGUCUGGUUCCCUGACUCCGCGUAUAAGACGUCGCAGGCCAUCAACGAUUUCUCCCGCGAGGGUCUGCCCAUCAUCAUCUUCGCCAACUGGCGCGGGUUCAGCGGGGGACAGAAGGAUAUGUACGAAGAAAUCCUUAAAUUCGGAGCGGAGAUCGUCCGCGCCCUCCGCCACGCCACCGCGCCCGUGCUGGUGUACAUCCCGCCCGGCGGAGAGCUCAGAGGAGGCGCGUGGGCCGUCGUCGACCCCAGCGUCAACAGCGCGCGCAUGGAGAUGUACGCCGACCCGGAGGCCAGGGGUGGUGUCCUAGAAGCCGAAGGUAUCGUGGAGGUGAAGUUCAAGCAGCGGGACACGCUCAAGGCGAUGCAGCGGUUGGACCCUGAGCUGCAGAGGCUAAAUGCCAGGAUAGCAGAACUAAAAGAACAAAUUGGCGAUCUAUCCAAGAGGUUCGACCGUCGCGGCUCCAUCGACGACGUGCUCGUGCGGACGGAGGCCGGCCGCGAGGCCGAAACCAAGGCCCGGGAGCUCGAGACCGAGUUGCAGCAGUGCGAGAAGAACGCUAAACAGAGGGAGAAGGAACUACAGCCUAUAUAUCACGAGAUCGCGGUACAGUUCGCCGAGCUGCACGACACAGCGGAAAGAAUGUUAGAAAAAGGCUGUAUAUUUGACAUCAUUCCGUGGAAGGAGUCCCGCCGCUUCCUCUACUGGCGCUUAAGGCGACUGCUCCUCCAGAACCAGCAGGAGCGGCGCGUGCAGGCCGCGGCGCGCCAGGCGGCCGAGGACAUGGACCAGGGCGCCGCCGCCGCCACGCUGCGCCGCUGGUUCACCGAGGACCAGGGCGAGACGCAGUCCCACCAAUGGGAGCGCGACAACGAAGCGGUCUCCAAGUGGUUUGAGGCUCAAACUGCCGAUGACAACUCCGUACUCGAGAGGAAUCUGCGCGCCAUCAAACAGGACUCUGUCAUGAACGCCGUCAACCACCUUGUAAUGGAACUCACGCCGUCGCAACGAGCCGAGUUCAUCAGGAAACUCACAACUUUAGAAUUGGAGCAAUAAAACACCGGUAGAUAGAACAAAUUAUAUUUAAAGCCAUAGGCGCCAUAUCACUCAACCCGCUCACUGCCCGGGGACCCACAGCACUGAAAGUGUUAAUAUUACUCUCAAAUGAACGUGAAAAAGGCAUUAUAAAACGCAAAAUUAAUGUACAUCACUUAUUUUAUAUAAGGUUUGUUGUUUAUUAUUUUUAUAAUUACGUUCAGUUGUAUAAAAGCAAUAUUUAUUCCUAAAAUUGUUACCUUUUUGUAAUAUAGGAUAAAUAAUUCCACCGUGCAAUACUCAUGAUUUUCAAAACGACUUAAAACAAAAUAGCGUCAAUUUUAAAUCUGUACACAAUUUCAAAUGUAUAUAACUAUUGGCUGACAUUCGAAUGUUAAUUUAGUUUUUUAAUUUGUAUGCACUGUAACUAAGUGUAAUUUUUUAUUAGUUUUAGAUUUAGGUCCGUCCGAUUCAGACUUAAAGUCUUUAAAGAGGUGUUUUAAGGAUUAUUCUAAGAAACAACCGUUUACCAAUAUAAAAAAGUAGAACAGCGUUAAAUAAAUAAAUAAACUACAACAGUUAGGGUUUUUGGGUAAGAGGAGUAUAAACAAUAUUUUUAUGUUUAUCUAUACUCUGUAUCUUUAGGUUUUUAAAUAAAAAUAAACAAAAUCUACCCUCAAAUGGCUCCUUAAGCCAGUUGAGGGUAGAUGAAAACAUUACAUGAUCAAAUAAUGUAGGCUAAAAUCAGGUCGCUCAGUGACAGAUCCAGGCGGUUUUAUAUUUGGUUGAUUAACCAAUAAAUGUUAUAAAUACCGUUGAUUAACCAAUAAAUUUGUAAAAUAAAUAACUACCCGAAAUUUUACAAAUUGUUUGUUAACUUUUAUUUAAAUACCUAAAGAUACAGAGUAGAGUGUUGGUUGGAACUCGAGUCCGUUGACUCUAAAUUUGAAGGACUCGACUCGUAUUUACGAGACUGCGCUUAAAAAACUUUCGAGUCUUAAGUCCCGUUUCAGCUCGACCCUGCGAAUAAAAACUCCGCCAAUAACUGGGUAGGUUUUAUCUAAACGAACAGUAAAGGAAAUAGGCGUUAUUGUAUGAUUUGUGUACAUACAAAUGUUAUGUAAAGAUGAUUAGUUAUGAUUUUUUUUUAUAAAAAACAGAGUUCUCUGAAAAUGUCUCAAGUCUCUACAAAAGACUGUAGACAGUCGCUAACAAGUUGAAAUGAACUAAAGUUUCGACUUAAUAUUAGUCUAAAAAACUGAGUCGAGUCUAGCAGAUGACUCAAAAAGGACUCGAGUCUUAACCAACUAUAUGUUUAUCCAAGGGUUAGUGUAGUGUAUAUAGAAAUGAACAAAAUACAUUAUUACGUAUGUUUUACUGUUUAUAAUAAGUGAGGGUAAAAACCAAAAAUAUGAUAUAAUCUUGUUUAAAUCUCAUUUAUCCUGUAGAAGGUACAAAAUUUACAUUCCCUAUACAUAAUUAUUUAUAUUUUCUAGGCCUUUUAGUAUAUAAAAGGUGCUGGUAUUUUAUCACAAUUUUGCAAUUUAAAUGAACAAACAUAUGUAUAAUUGAGUUGAUUAUGUUUAUUUUUAUACUAUUCUGUUUAAAAUGCGUCUCCCAAUUUGAUAAAAUUUGUAGUAACUUUGUUACAUUUGUUGGCACUCAAAUAAAAACCUGUUUAAAAAAUCUGGUCUAAACAUUGCUCUCUUUAAAGUGAUAACGAAAUAUAGCGACUCAACUCAAAAAUGUAUUAAAUUCAAUUCUAAACAGCCGUUAUACGAGUCGGUUUUUUGUUGAGUCGGACCAAGAUAAGUUGGCAGCUAUUUUGAUAGCCCAGACGGUGAAAGUGUUAUUUUAAACGUCAAACAUCUAUGAAAUUAUGACGUUUACUUAACACUUGCACAGACUGGGCUAUCGUUGCCAACUUAGCUUGGACGGACUCUAAUUAUUUUGCGUUAGGUCACUAUAUCGCUAAGUCAAGAGACAUAUUUUCGAAUAAAAUUAAUACGCUAAGCAGAAAACGUUUAUCCUCCUAAGGCCCAAGGGCCUGCCUAUAGUACGUCUUCAGUUCAAUGAAAUUUAUAUAAUUUUCAAUUGGUACAUGGUCGCUUUUGCAUUGAUUCGUUCAAUUAUCAAACAACGCAAAACCAACUUUAUUGCCUACACAAUAAGUUUAAAUUUCAGCGGUAAAUUUUUGAUUUUUAUUUUGUAUGGCUGGGCCUUAGGAGGAUAAAACUGAAAAAGAGUGACGGUGCAUAUUAAAAGGGCUCACUGUGUCUGUUGACAAAGUUACAAUCAGAAAAAAAUGUUUUCACAUCACAUAUCCGGAAGAGGGUUUUUUCUACCCUGCUAGGAGGUAUCUAAGUGAUAUGAUAUGUAAAGUGUAUUUGUAAGACUUUUCUUCAUUGUUAAGAGUUUUAUAACUAUGUAUCUAUCAGUGGCGGAUCGUUCAAAGAACUCAAUUCCCACUGGCUUGUCUAAUUUCAGCCCGUUGAGUCCUUUCACGAUCGGUUCAUGGAGAAAAGGAAAGCAAAAUUAGCUCCGGGUUCCCUACGAAUAUUUGUGACGCGUCGCCACUGGUAUCUAUGACAAUAUUUGAUUAGCUCACGAAGUACUAAAAGCAACACAGUGCAGUAAAGUUUACGACAGGUUACUUACGAGUAACUUAGUCCACUAUCCUCGUGCCGCCCAAUGUACAUUACGAUGUACAUUCUAUUUCAAUGAAAUUUCAACUUUCAUGAAAACGAACAAAGUAGCAUUUCUUUUGUGUUAUUUUUUUGUUGUUAAUAAAUGAAAUAAAAAUACAAUCAGCGGUGGCAGCAUGGUUCCAUUUUUAUCACCUGUCACUACGCCCGUCACUUUCGCACUUACAUACUUGUUAGAAUGCGACAGGCAUGGUGACAAAUGAUAAAGAGCUGACCAUCUUAGCCCAGCAGAUAUGAACUGUCGGCUAAAUGCGCAUACACCAAUAUUGUAAUAGGCAUUUCGUUUACACUAUUUUGAAUAAAGUUCUAAGUUUAUCUGUACUAGAUAUGCUCAAUAUUUUCUACUAUAUUGGUCAUCGCUCGGUUGAGACCGGAAUUCUAGUGGUUGUUUGAACUGUCAUUAGGGACUUCUCUAUUAUCGACUUUCGAUAUACCUAUAUCGAUAUAAUGUAGAAUCAAAAAAUAUUUACAAGAAUUUUUUUUAUACUCAUCAUCAUCAUCACUUUACUCACCGGCAGGAACACAACACUAUGGGUAGGGUAGCAUUAAAAAUAGAGGUAAAUAACAAGCGAUGUUAUCAUUAAAGAGCGAUCUCUUCCAGAUAACGUUUGAGUAGUUGUAAACGCGAAAUAGGUAUGUGCAACGAAAACUUAAUAGUUAAUCGUUUCACAUUUAAUUACUUCAAAUGCGUGUUUUUUUUUCAAUUUCAAGUUCAAAGUCUGUUUCGGUGCUUAUAAAUAUUCGAUUACUUUAUUUGUAAAAUAAAUAAGUAGUGUUUUUUCCAUAUUAUCUGCUUAAUUUUAAUUAUUUCGCAGUCAGAUAACCAGUAACUAUUAUAACGUUUUAAUAUGUUGUAGUCUAAAUUUUAUCGUUAUAUGUGAUAUUGUUCAAUUUCACGUUCAAAGUCUGUUUCAGUGCUUAAAAAUAUUCGAUUACUUUAUUUAUAAAAUUAAUAAGUAGUUUUUUUUCCAUAUUAUCUGCUUAAAUUAAUUAUUUCGCAGUCAAAUAACCAGUAACGAUUAUAUUUUUUUAAUAUUUUGUGUUUUGAAUUUUAUCGAUAUAUGUGUAUCGGUAGUCGAUAAAUGUGAACUCCCUAUGACAGUUAAAUAUGACACAAUAAUUCCGGUCUCUGACCAUGACCGAUUUCAAAAUUGGUCAUUUUUCCUAUCAUGUACAGUCAAGUUAUUUAAUAUCGAUACGGGCAGUGACAAAAUCAAUCAUGUAUAGGGACCGUGCGCGUUGGAGGGUCUGCCAUCUUGUGGCCUGAAUCAGAACCAAAAACAUGUACAUUUAUAUGUGACGUGUUUUCUUAUGCGUAGUAGGUGCUGCCAUCUUGUGGGUUACAUCGGGACAAUAAAUAUCUCAUUUACGCCUCGCGCCAAAAAUCUGACGGCUCAUGUGCUGCCUCCAACAGUCCAUGCACGCUCCCUAUAUAUAGGCAAUAAGGUGGUGUAUACAUAUUUUUGACACUUUGUCCGUAUCGAUAUUUAAUACCUUUACUGUACGUGUCUGUUUUUGAGUUCGGUCUUUUUGGUAAAAUGUUGCGAAAUGUACAGAAUUCAGUUCUUUCAGUAUAGUAAAUCAGAAUAACUGUAACAUAAGCACUAGCCAUGGCUCUUAUUGCAGGGUAUUUGCUUAUACUUUCGCCAAUCCUAGCGUUAUUUGUUACUGAUUAACUGAAAAAAAAAAAGGUAAUAUUAAUCAGGGUUCGGUGAGAAACAUUUAUUUACUGUAGAAAUUGUUAAUUUAUAAGUAUUUUAGUACCUAACUUAUUUGUUAUUACAAUUUGGGGUCCAUUGAUAUAUUUAUUUUAAGUAAUCUGUCUGGGUAUAUUCUAUUUCAAAAACUGCGCAAAAAAUCUCUGUUUAUUUAAAUAUCGGUAGCAAACAGGCAUACGGCUUGAAGGUAAGUGGUCACUGUAGCCUAUGUAGGUGUUCACCAGUAUCAACAGCUUUACAAAUUGUUUGUUUACUUUUAUUUAAAUACCUAAAAAUGUAAACUUUAUAUUAUCUGCCUAUCAUGUUUUAUUCAUCUAACAUUUAAAGGGCCAUAUGUACUGUAAAACGUUGUACGAUACAAGUGCGAAAAAUAGGAAAUUCGAAACGAGUGGCGACAAAUUAAAACACGACCGAAGGGAGUGUUUUAAAUCGACACGAGUUGCGAAUUGCCUAUUCGCAUAUGUAUCGUACAAUGUUUUACAGUACAUAUGGCCCUUUAAAUGUUCGACACAGUAACGUAAUAUGCUAAUUUUCGCACUAGUGCGCUAAAGUAGCACCAUAUGUACUGUAAAUAUUCUUUACGCCCUAGUGCGAUGAUUAGCACAUUACGUAAUUAUGUCGAAAAUUUGAAGGGCUAUAUAUACGGUAAAAUGUCGUUCGAUACAUGUGCGAAUAGGCAAUUCACAACUCGUGUGGAUUUAAAACACGACCGAAGGGAGUUAUUCUUAGUUUAGUCAAUAAUUAUUUGCGCAGAUAAUUUGGAAAUAGAGUAUGAUUUUAGUAUACGAUAAUAUGUCGGUCGCACGAUGUCUAUGUUCGGACGUAUCGUGUAAAUGCAAUAUAAUUGUUUUUGGUAUGGCGGUCCUCACUAUGGAUGUGCUCUGGUGCGUGAGCGGGACGCUACAUAGCGCUGUCUCGCUCACACACCGGCGUGAUGACCGCGUAUAUCGCAUAUCGUAGGUAUGCUUGUAUAGGUGUUUGUUGGUUUAUAUGCAUGAAGUUUCCAAUAAAAGGCUGUUAAAAA